This is a messenger RNA of Heterostelium album PN500, 813 nucleotides long. It is a transcript of the gene rbm8A, whose product is annotated as RBM8 family RNA-binding protein. Gene Ontology annotation, biological process: RNA splicing. The record is from RefSeq and is a predicted model, not a curated record. Gene Ontology annotation, molecular function: mRNA binding. The coding region runs from base 1 to 813 and encodes 270 amino acids. Gene Ontology annotation, cellular component: cytoplasm; exon-exon junction complex; nucleus. NCBI's taxonomy places the organism in Eukaryota, Evosea, Eumycetozoa, Acytosteliales, Acytosteliaceae. The transcript has 3 exons.
AUGGAUAUAGAUAAACAAAAUAAUAAUAAUAAUGGUGGUGGUGUUACUGAGGAGUUGGAAGAAGGUGAACAAAUUUUCACUUCCGAUUUGCGAAAGGGUGUGCUACCAAAGAAGGUGAUGAAAGGUAGAGGUGUCAUCGAUUCGAUUGAACGUGACCAACGAUAUGCUGGCGACUCUGGUUUGUUCGAAUCGUUGAACCAAGACGAAUCGCUAAUCAAGCCGGGCGAACCGAUCAAGUCGAUCGAAGGUUGGAUCGUCGUCGUUACAAACAUCCACGACGAAGCACAAGAGUCGGAUCUUCGUGAUCUCUUCUGUGAGUACGGUGCCAUUAGAAACAUGCAUUUGAACUACGAUCGUCGCACUGGAUUCACCAAGGGCUAUGCACUCAUAGAGUACGAGCAAGAGAGCGAAGCGAGCGCCGCCAUCAAGGAGAGCGAGAAGAUCGAACUGGCCGGUAAGCCACUGACGGUCGACUUUGCAUUCGUGCAAUCGGUCGAUACCACCCCGACACAUACCAUCCAAUUGAGAUCGACAAGAACCGGUGGAAGAAGAUCAACUGGUGGUGACAGAGAUAGAGAUAGAGACAGAGAUAGAGAUAGCAACAACUUUAAUAACAACAACAACAACAAUAGAAGUAGUAGAAACUAUAGAGGUGGUAACAGUGAUAACAGAAGGAAUAGAGAUAAUAAACCAUAUGUGUUGAAGGUAAUUACCUUCAACAUCUUCCACAAUAGUAGAUUAAAUAAAUCAAAGAAUAUUCGAUUUUCACUCUUUUCAUCAUCAUCAUCAUUAACAUCAUCAUCAAUCAUUUAA